AUGUCGCCUUCAUCUCGAUACCAUAGCCCGAAUCGGACAUCAACAUCUCUAUCACACUCUGUGUUAUCUUACCUCGAUCCGCCGCCUCGUCCCGACUCGCAACUGCUGCGAGUCCCUGGUGCACCUGGUUCGUGGCUUGAUAUCGAGGAUGAGCUCAGAUUUAGUCUCGAUCACGCGCCCUCCGGUGUUAUCAUGUCUACGAGAAAUCGAACGUUCACUAGUAUGUCUCGGGACUUGCCGGAUUCGCCAGUCUCUCCAUUCCGUCCUGCGAAAACUCCCGAUGCUAUUGAACUCAUUUGGUCACAUUUGUCGGGUGAAAAGGUAGCCCCGUGUCUCCGGAAGGCCCACGAGGAGGAUUUCGAGGGUCGGAUAUCGCCUCCUCUUUCCGACAUCUCGAACCACUUUUCGGGCCUUCAAUACAUGCGUAUUCCUUUUCUUGUGUUCAUUCUGGAGGCACAUGAGUAUCAAUAUCGAUGCCGCCACUGCGCGAUUCCCGUGGCGUUUGCAACAACAUCAUUGGAUCCGCAGAGCGUGGCCAACCUCUAA
Messenger RNA from Guyanagaster necrorhizus, 546 nucleotides. RefSeq lists its product as uncharacterized. NCBI's taxonomy places the organism in Eukaryota, Fungi, Basidiomycota, Agaricomycetes, Agaricales, Physalacriaceae. The transcript has 3 exons. The coding region runs from base 1 to 546 and encodes 181 amino acids. The record is from RefSeq and is a predicted model, not a curated record.